AUGCGCGUCGAAAAUCGAGUGCACGCUAAGCGCGCAUGUGCUAUUGGAUUAAUGCAUUCCGCUUCUGAGGAUGUCCGUGCCUUGCCCAAUGCAUUACGUAGCAGCGAUGACGUUGCCAAGCGGCAGUGUGAUGUAUGGGAAACUUGGGAAUAUCAGAAUGGACCAAAUAAGGGGCAAACACGAUGCGGCGCCCGCCUUUUCUAUGGGGGUGGCGAGCGACAAUGGAGGACAGACAGACCACCGCCAACAAGGCCAGUAUCGACACACGCCAGCGACGAGCAGGCGGCAAACAACAUCACCUUUUACUGGAGUAGCUGCUCACCAACAGGAAUUCAAACCUCGUGUCAUGGUGGAGGUUUUUCUGCGCUGGAAAAUCCAACCGCAGUUUAUGGUUGGAGAGGAAUCGUCGUGAUUGCAUGGUUUGACUCAUCAAAUAGUGUCGAAUAA
This is a messenger RNA of Necator americanus (New World hookworm), 447 nucleotides long. RefSeq lists its product as uncharacterized. The record is from RefSeq and is a predicted model, not a curated record. The coding region runs from base 1 to 447 and encodes 148 amino acids. Lineage: Eukaryota; Metazoa; Nematoda; Chromadorea; Rhabditida; Ancylostomatidae. The transcript has 3 exons.